Messenger RNA from Cladocopium goreaui, 1026 nucleotides. Lineage: Eukaryota; Dinophyceae; Suessiales; Symbiodiniaceae. The record is from the annotation of a GenBank genome assembly.
AUGUUGGGAUUAUCCUUUCCAUUCCUAACGUGGUCUGGAGAUUGCAGUUUGUCACAUCGAUGCUUUGCUUGCCACACCAUGGAAGAAGAUGAAAAGCAAGGCGUUCUUUUUGCUCGUUUUACGCUGCUUUGGAAGCACUGGAAAAGUCACAUGUCAAUGAGGAGGUGUUUGGCGGAGGAAAGAGUUUUGGCCGGUUUGUCUGCUCCGGUCAUCCGGGAUGUUGCAUCAGUCCGUUCGUAUGUUGCUGGCAUCGGUGACACCAGCAGUGCUUUUAGAUGUUUGGAGAAGCUGUUCGGUGGAGCAGAAGGAGCGGAUUGUCGCUAUCAUGACAUGUUGCGCAUCUGUGAGCGCGUUGCCUGGUUCGCAGACUUGUCCGUUCCCUUUCAUUACACUCAAUUGACAUCGCAAGAGUUCUUGGCCUAUAUUCAGACAUCUUGGUUGGAGCGUUUCCAGCAGCACUGUGCUGCACGUCGUCUCAGCAGCAGUCGUCGGACAGCUGAGCGUUAUGCUCUGAUGACUGCUUUGGACAAGGAGGAGGACCUGGAAGAUGACUCGGCCCCGCCGGUCAUAGAAGGACACGAGGUGGAGGAUGAUCUGCUACUGCAAGAAGAGUUGGACAACUUGGAACGUGCGCAGUGGCCGAUGGAUGGAGAAGCACUGCACGAAGCUAUGUUUCGGGAAGAGGAUUGGAUGAAGGUGUUGGGCAAUCGAAAGCCAUCUGUAUUGCAGGACGCGUUGCAGCGUUUGCGUGACUUUGUGAAUGGUUUGGGAGGUGUUCCGGAUGCGAGAAUUGAUUUGGGAAUCAAAGGCAACGCAGCCAGUGGAUUGGAGCGUAAUUGGACGUUCGCCGAAGCCCAAAGGUCUCUUCAAGCUUUCUUGGAUCAACAUGGUCCGAUCUGAAAACCAAUCUCACUUCUAGAGAACUCUGGGACCUUUUGUAUCGUUGAGGUGGAUGGUAUGCCUCAGCCCAUUGGCGAAGAUGAAACUUGUGACCCGAUGCUCACAAGCGACUAUGAAGAAUGUGAG